Messenger RNA from Gavialis gangeticus (Gharial), 998 nucleotides. It is a transcript of the gene SCO2, whose product is annotated as protein SCO2 homolog, mitochondrial. The transcript has a single exon. Bases 123 to 980 code for a protein of 285 amino acids. Gene Ontology annotation, biological process: mitochondrial respiratory chain complex IV assembly. The record is from RefSeq and is a predicted model, not a curated record. NCBI's taxonomy places the organism in Eukaryota, Metazoa, Chordata, Crocodylia, Gavialidae.
GCGUGGGGGGCAGGUUGAGCAUCAGUCCAAGGCCCUGCCCCCCCCCAGCGCACGCGCGCGCGCACACACACCGUGGCCCCGGGCAGGGCCCAGCCCGGCGCUCCCUUGUCUUCCAGCCCAGGAUGCUGCCAACCCUGCGGCUGCUGCUGCUGCGCGGGGCCGCGCGCGCCUGCCCUGCUCUGCGGCGAGGGAGCACAGCAUCUGCUCCCCGACGCCCCCCGGGCAUCGGCCCCCGGCGGCCUGCAUCACACACCUGCCCUUGGCCCAGCCUGAGGCUCCCGGCACCGGAGCUCCUCGCCAGCCCUGCGCGAGCCCUGUCUGGGGAGGCAGGAGCCGAGGACAAGAACCCGGUCAUGAUGCGGCUGCUGGCGGUGGUGAUGCUGGGGAUCAGCGGGCUGCUCGUAUUCCUGUCCCUGUACCAGGAGAAGGAGCUGGAGCGCUGUCAGCAGCGGGUGGAGCAGCUGCGGCGCGUGGUUGUGGGCCAAGGCGACUUCCAGCUGGUGGACCACACGGGGCAACCACGGUGCAAGGCUGACUUCGCCGGGCAGUGGGUGCUGCUCUACUUCGGCUUCACCCACUGCCCUGACAUCUGCCCCGAGGAGCUGGAGAAGCUGAGCGGGACCGUGCACCUGCUGGAGAAGGACCCCAGCCUGCCGCCCGUGCAGCCCAUCUUCAUCACCGUAGACCCCAACCGCGACGACCCGGCCGCCAUGGCCCGGUACGUGCGGGACUUCCACCCACGCCUGCUGGGGCUGACGGGCAGCCCUGAGCACGUGCAGGAGGCAGCAAAGGCCUACCGCGUCUAUGCCAGCGCCGGGGCUCCCGACGAGGAUGGCGACUACAUUGUGGACCACACGGUGCUCAUCUACCUGCUGGCACCCGACGGGCUCUUCCUAGAUUUCUACACCCGUGGCAAGAGCGAGGCCCAGAUCGCCCAGAGCGUGCGGCGGCACAUGAUGACCUACGGCCGCAUCAACUAAUAAAUCCCCUGGUCCCGA